CUCAAAUUCUCAGAAAAGGAAACAAAUCCGACGCUAAAACCGCCCUCCCUCUUGCAGUUAAGCUGCUCCAAUCGUUUCACCUAAUUUCUUCCCCCCUCCCCUUCCUCUCCUCCUGCUUUCCUCUGCAUCUCAUUUACUAUUUCCUGCAUUCAAUUCCCAUUCAUUUAUUUUCCUCAUUUCUCCAGAGAGAGAGAGAGAGAGAGUAGUAAUAAAUUAGUAAUGCCACCACUCCAAAUACUUAUUUCAACUGUGUGAGUUAGCUUUUCUGCCUGCUGCUUUUCACACAGUCAGAGUGUUUUAGUGUGUGUGUGUGUGUUUUUUUUGAGAAGGUGCUACUAAAACGAUGCCGUUGGUGAGAGUGGAGGUGAGAAGCGAGUACGGACUGGGAGCUCCGGAGCUCUAUGCGGAGGCCAACAAGGAGGAUCCGAAGGCCGUUCUCGAGGGCGUCGCCGUUGCUGGCCUCGUCGGAAUCUUGCGUCAGCUCGGUGAUCUCGCUGAGUUUGCAGGAGAGGUUUUCCAUGGCUUACAGGAGCAAGUCAUGAUAACAUCUUCUAGAAGCCAUAAGCUGGUGGGGCGUGUACAAAGAAUUGAGGCCGCACUUCCUCGACUUGAGAAGUUAGUUUUGGCCCAAAGGAGUCACGUGCACUUUGCCUACACUUCAGGUGCCAAUUGGCACUCCCGUCUCCGAUGCGAACAAAGUCAUUUUGUAUGUAGUGACUUGCCAAGAUUUAUCAUGGAUUCUUAUGAACAUUGCCGAGGGCCUCCACAUUUGGAUUUGCUUGACAAAUUUGAUCCCGGUGGUCCUGGAUCUUGCCUGAAAAGAUAUUCAGAUCCAUCAUUCUUUAAAAGAGCUUCAUCUGGGUCUGAUGGAGCAUAUACUGAUAAAGUCUUAAAAGAGAAGAAGGGUCGAAAAAUUAAGAAGAAAAGAUCUGUGCUCAAGACUGGAGAACUGUUGCGUGGUGCAUCAUUCUCCAAUACCAGCAGCAGAACGCAAUUUGCUUCACAAAAUACUGAUGGCCAAACAUCCCCCUUUCAAACAGUCUCGAAUUAUGGUGUGGCAAAAUCAGACCAGUCAGUCUUUUUAGGUUCAAGGUAUUGGUCAGUUGACUUUGAUGGAUCAUCACGACCAAGUUACUCAAUGCAUGAUGAGGAGCCUGCGUAUAAUGGAUCUCCAUUGUCUUCUGCAAUGAUGCAAUGUAAUGACUCGAAUUAUGGUGUGUCAAAAUCAGACCAUGGAGACCAGUCAAUGUCUUUAGGUUCAAGGUAUUGGUCAGGUGACAUAGAGGGUUUAUCACGUUCAAGUUACUCGAUGCAUGAUGAGGAACAAGCAUACAAUGAAUCUUCAUCGUUUCCCACAGGGAUGCCCCAUAGUGAUUCCAAUAAUUUUGUUUUAGUGGAUGGAAAAGCUGCAGUUGUGGAUGACUCUCAGAGUAGCUUAUCAGGAGAACAAACUGGUCCCAGUUCAUUUUCUGUCACGUGGGAUGGAAAGACAGAAAUAUUGGAGCCUGCAGGUACGGAAUAUUAUCAUGAUGAGACUGUCAGGACAUUGUCUAUGAAAUUUGACCUUAUUACUGAGGAGAGGGGAGCCGUUAAUCUUGAAACUCCCAAGGAAUAUGAUCAUGAUGAGAAUCUGGAGGCACUAUCAACAAAUUUUCAUGGAGAAACCGGGAGAGGGGCUAGUCAUUUAAAUACUGCCGGGGAAUAUGGUUAUGAUGAUACUUUAGAGGCACAUCCUACAAACUUUAACACAGAAACUGAAGAGAGAACUAGUCAUCUCAGAUCUGCCAAUAGAUAUGAUCAGGAUGACAGUCUAGACACACUCAUAGAGAAAUUUGAUGGAGAAACUGAGGAAAGAGGAGUUGUUCAUUUCAAAACUGCCAAGGAACAUGAUUAUGCUCACACCGCAGAGACAUGGUCGAUGCAUUCUGAUGUUGAAACUCAGGAUAGGGAAAGUAGUCAUCUCAGAGCUGCCAAGGAAUAUGAUCAUGAUGCGAAUCUGGAGGCACAUUCAACGGAUGUUGGUAUCGAGGAAAGAAGAGCUAUUCAAUUCAAAGCUGCCAAGGAAUAUGAUUUUGCUGACACUUCAGAGACUCAUCCUAGGGAAUUUGACCCAAAAACUGUGGAUAGGGAAAUAAGUGAUGUCAGAGGUGCCAAGGGGUAUGAUCAUGAUGAGACCUUAGAGACACGUUCUGUCGAUUUUGAUCUGGAAGGUGAGGACAGGGAUGAUAUUCACUUGAUAAGUGCCGGCCAGAUAGAUAAUAAAGAAUUCUCCAUUCCUGUAUCUGGUAAUAUCCAGCUUGAUGGCUCUAAAAUUGAAGCUGUUGGUCAAAUGAAUGCCAAACUUGGUAAUGAAGAUGUGCCAAUUCAGACCUUUAGUGAUAUACAGCGUGAUGACAUUGAUAGUGAGACAGACAAUUAUGUUGAUGCACUUAACACAAUUGAAUCAGAGUAUGAAACAGAUACAGAUGGCCCAAAUAAGCAAGAGGUAGAGCAGUAUUCUGAUUCAGAUAAUAAAGCAGUAGAUCAUGGCCUGGAUAUGUUCACAACAGGGCAUUCUGGUAGUCAAUCCUCAAAUGCUGAAUCUGUUGGUACUACAAGCUGUUUGCCAAGUAAUGGUACCCUGGGAAUUGACGUUUACCCCCAGUUAUCUGAAACUUGUUCUGGAGGUGCAGUAACAUCUGACGGUAUAAUCAGCUCAGUACCCUUGGAAACUUGUGCCUUGGUGCAAUCUUCUCCUAUGGCUAGUAAAUCUCCGGAUUCAGGCAGUCUGCCAGAUGCUGGUUUUUCUGAAAUUAGUGACACUCCUGGUAGUUCAAAUAUCACUUCUGUUACAAGCAAUAUAUCCUCUGACUCCAAAAAUCAAAGUUCAGGUGUUCGAGUAUGUGAUAAGAUUUCAGGCAUUUUUUCUGAGCUCCCAAAACUUUCGCCUGAACUUUCCAGUGUUACUUCAGCUACAUUCUGGACAAAUGGUGGCUUGCUAGGACUUCAGCCAUCAAAGCCUCCUGAUUUCAGCAUGCCUACCCCAUCUAGCGAAGUUGAGAAGAGUAAAGAUGACAGAAUUGGUGCUUCAAUCCUAAAGUCAGAUAUUACAGAGGGGAGAUCUGGAAGUGUUGAUGAGUCAGCUGUCCCUGAAUGUUCUACACCUUGCCAGGAUGAGAGAAGGGGUGGCAUCUUAAUGAAAAAGGCAUCAUGGUUGUUUUCAUCCGCUGAUUUAGGAGUCAAUCUGCAAAAGUUAAGUGAUCCAUGCAAUCAAAGCUAUAUUGAUACUUCCCAACAUAAUGGUAAUAGUGAAACCUAUGGAACUGUUGUGCCAGUCAGUCCACAUACUGCAUCUACUAGAGGCAGUCUGGAGAAGAGUAGUAAUUCAUCUCGCAUGUUUGAACUUGGCAAUAAGCUGCUUACGAAUGGAUUUCAUCAAAAGCCGUCUUUUGAGAAGGAUGAUAAUUCAACCAGCUCUCCAAGUGCGGUUGUCUCUGAGCUGAAGAAUGGCAGCCAAAAUGUUAAUGUUAGACUGAUCUCUGGGAGAAGUAAAGACAUGCUGAGCAGUAUCUCCCCCCUUGUGUCACCUCCUUCGUCGCCACCGCUUGGACAUAUGAAAAUCUCUUUUCAGCCAAUCAAUGGAUUUGAGGAUCAUAAACUGCAAUUGAAAUUUCCUGAUGGCAAUGUUAGUAAUGGAAGUGGCAGAGAUAUGUUUCCUUCAUUUCAGCUGGUUCCAGAGCCUAGUAUUCCGUUGCAUGAUGCUGGUUCAGACUCAGAGGAUGAUACAUUCUGUAGAUCCUCGCCGUAUGGGUCAGAUUGUCCUAGUCGUCGCUCUGAUUCAAAUUCUGAGCAGUGGGAAUCUAGUGAAUCUCCCAGUAGUAAGGAACCCGAGUUAUAUGAUGCUCUGCGCAGAAUUUCAUUCACUGACCCAGUUCCAAUAUAUGGGAAUACUGGAUCAGCUGUCCAGGGAGAAGUGAAUAACAACUUCAGACCUCAAAUACCUUUAGCUAGAAGUAGUGUGGAACAUUCUCAAUCUGGUCACUUGUUCGAUCUCCCAAUACUGGAUACCCUUCAUCCUUCAUUCAUGGAAGGAAACGAUUGUGAUGUGAAUAGCCUUACUGAACUGCAGUGCUAUAAGGAGCCUGAUCCUUCACCUCCACCUCUUCCUCCACCACAGUGGCGUGCUAUGAAACCGCAAGCAGAGAUUGCAGACAACAGACAAGUUGUCUUAUCUGAGAAUCUAGGUUUUGCAGUUGAUCACAUGUUUGGAUCUACCAUUAGUCAGCACCCAAAGCCAGCUCCCCUUAAGCAAGAACAAAUUAUUGAGGCUGCACAUACAAUGAAAAGCAAGCAACCAGACUUGCAGAAAACAACUAGGCAAAAAGAGGUCAAUCAAGCUGUGCUUCGGAAGGAAAUUGAAGAAAAUGACUUUUUGCAUCAGAUCAGGACAAAAUCAUUUAAUCUCAGACGAACUGUGACGGCUAAGCCAACAGCCACAGCAGUGCCGCCAACAGGUAUCCAGGUUACUGCACUUCUGCAGAAGGCAAAUGAAAUUCGCCAGGCUGUCGGAAGUGAUGGGGAAGAUGAUAAUUGGAGCGACACUUAAAAGAGUCUUCCAAAAGCGGGAGAUUUUAUAUGCCCUACAAAACCCCAUGUCCUGUCGUAGUUUAGAGUGCCAGAGUCAGGUAAGGCUGUAAUAUAUUUCACCUGCAUGUGAAUAGACGACAUGAUUUUUGUAUCUAUUUUUGUAGGUCAUUGUAUCGUAAUUAUUGUUACUGAUAGAAUUGAUAGCUAUAGUUUAGGUUGUAAAAUUAGUUAAUCUGCCACUUCUUGCAAAUAGUUCCGACCCCCGGAGCCAGAAUAGUUAUACGUGAAUGCAAGAAAAUGAUGGUGCAAUUUCAGGACUACAUAUUUUACCCAAAUAAAGGAAAAAAGGUGUCAGGAAUCCAUCAAUUCA
Messenger RNA from Coffea eugenioides, 4936 nucleotides. RefSeq names its product protein SCAR3. Gene Ontology annotation, molecular function: protein kinase A regulatory subunit binding; Arp2/3 complex binding. The transcript is spliced from 9 exons. NCBI's taxonomy places the organism in Eukaryota, Viridiplantae, Streptophyta, Magnoliopsida, Gentianales, Rubiaceae. Gene Ontology annotation, cellular component: cytoskeleton. Gene Ontology annotation, biological process: actin cytoskeleton organization; positive regulation of Arp2/3 complex-mediated actin nucleation. The record is from RefSeq and is a predicted model, not a curated record. The coding region runs from base 344 to 4585 and encodes 1413 amino acids.